CAAUAACAUAUAAUUUUUUUCGUAUAAAGUCAAUUAUGUAUCCUACUUAAAUAAGUGUUAACUGAAACAUAUCAUUAAACAUAAAUAAUAAUUCAUCGGAAGUGUAAUGUGAAUUCAAUCAAAUGACAAAAGAAAAGGACGGAGGCAAUGAUAAGGCAAGUGAAAAAGAAAGAGACGGAAAGAAGGGGAAAAUGUCGUAUACACAUAAACGAGUGGGGUUAAAUCGUUCGACGAAGUUCGCGCGCCGUUCGGGUAAAUUCGGCUACGGUUCACCAAUGACGAAUCGAAGAUUGAAGAAACUGUGUUCGUUAUUCAAAUACAGAUCGAUGAUUCGUCCGUGUGCGAAGGCAAAUGGAUUGUUGUCGUUUGUGGGAGUGGUGCUUUUGACUGUUUGUGUGAAGGCGAGCGAGUUCCCGGAACGAGAAUGCUGCGAUCCUGUGUACCCUCCGAACACGGCCACGACAGCGGCUGUACCGGUCACUCCGCCUUUAACAAAGAUUACAGGGCCCGGUAUUAAGGGCACAAUGGCGAUACUAAACUGUCUGCUGGCCCGACAACUCUGCUUCGAAGACGCCUCCUGCUCCGCCAUCCUCGAGAUAAUACCGCGCGUCUGUGGCUCUGAACUUGUGGCUUGCUCGACCGUUACCGUGACAAAGUGCCAAGCGGCCCUAAGAACCUUGCAAGCAUUCCCGUUCUUCAAGCCGACCUGUCUCUGCCGGGAACCGAACGUCGAUCCGGAAUGUAAUUCUUUCAGGGACUUCUUGUUCGAUCACCCUUGCGUGUUCGUUAUGAAGAAAGAGAAAGAUCCAUACCCCGUCGAGACUCUCCCUACGUGUACUUAUGCUCUGAGUGUCUGCCACAACGAAAAAGCUUGCUCCGUGCUCUUUGACCGGUUCAAAAACGCUUGCAAAGCACGUGACGGAGAAUGUCGUAUGGAUGACAGGGAGGCUUGUCGUGAAGCCUGGGCUGGGUUACGUCUCUCGCCACUGUUUGGUUGCAUCUGCCCCAAUACGCACAUGAAGAAACGAUGCGAUCGCAUCUUUGCUGUCGUCAACCACAAUCCCUGCGUCGUAAAGCUGAUGUCGGAUGGACGGACCACGAAUCGAAACAGCACUGGCGUGACCUCGUGGAUCGGCGGUAUGUCUAUAACAAACGAUGGCAACCUGAUCGCUCCGGACAAAAUUAUGACUCACAUCCAUCGUUACGCAAGCCCUCACUACAAUCCUCACGGGCAUCAUUACCAUCGAUGGAACCACGAACCGGGGGGAAGUGAAGACCCGUUGUACGCAACCAAGACGGUCUACGGAGCUGGAUACAUUGACGAGAACCAGAGAAUUGGCAAAGAGAACGGUAAAUCAGGUGAUGAGAAAGCGGCACUACAGUCUACUUGCCAUGUGGCCCUGGACGCUUGCAUCAAGGACAGCGUGUGUGUGACGUCACUUACCCCAGUAUUGCAGAAGUGUCACUCAACGGAUUGCGACCGAGAGGGUUGCAUGACCGCACUAAGAUCUUUCUAUAGGAAACCAGGCGUCCAUUGGAAUACGGAAAUUGCCUUUUGUUUGUGCAAAAAAACCGACAACCGUGAAGACUCCUGCAUGAAUGCUCAGGAGCGUCUACAUCCUUCUUGUGCUCAGCGGCCUCCUAUAGGAUCCCCUCUUCCAGCUUGCCACACCUUGGCUCAUGCUUGCCGUGAAGAACCCGAGUGCAGAAUCCGCUUGGAAAACUACGAACAAUGGUGCGCUGUGGACGCUGUCACCCAAGGGUGUGCUGGAUCUCCUGCAGCCUGCCGCGCCGCUGUGGUCGCCGUGCUCGGCACCCAGCUACGUGCGGCUUGCGCUUGCCGCGGCACUGACUUCGCCCAGCUAUACGAUUGCUUGGGCUGGCAACGUCUUCUAUGGCUGAACCCUUGUGUCGUUGAGUCCCAAAGUGACUAUCACAUCAAGACAUAUGGCUCGAUCCUGACCACCACUCCCUAUGAUAACGGCAUCCGGUACAUCACAGUGCCUCCCGAGUCUCCGAUCUACCACCGCACCACCACUAACCAACACCGCCACACCACUCACGGCUCAUCCCAGAUUGAGCAUAUUGAGGAAUCCCACGAAGUCCCGAGCCCGAUCACAACGAUGUCCGAACAAACCGUAGGUCCGAACGAAGUGGCGCAAAUAUCCGAACCGGUUGUGGAGACAACCACGGAGCCGACAACCACCACAACGACCACAACCAGUACGACCACGACCACUACAACAACCACGACCACGCCGAAGCCCACAACCACUUUAGAGCCAACCAAAUACUGCAUUGUGAAGAAACCGGAGAGUGAUGACGAAGCGCAGUAUAUUAAAAUGGGGGAAACGAGACGCUUGUAUCGAUCAGCAGAACUCGCAGAGUGCACGGACCUGUGCGUCUGUGAGACGACACUCCAAGUGUCCUGCAAAGUGGCUUGCGUACCGCGGGCGCCUUGCUCGUCCCGGCUAGCCCACUAUUCCCAUGCGGCUCCGGCGUACCAAGCCUAUAGGGGGAGAUGCUAUUGUUACUCUGGGUCCUUUAUUUGUAUGCGACCUAACCCAGGUGAAUAUAAACUUCCAGAAGGAGUUUAUCUUCUAUUAGGGUUUAGUGCUGUAGACGAAGCACUCCUGCGGCCGCACACAGGUCUCGGAGCAGAAGAUGCUGUUAGACUACUUCAGCAAUAUCUUUACACAAUCCAUGACGAGAAGACAAACUGCACGUUGACUUUGUACAACAUCAGCAAUGAAAACGUCAUAAUAUCAGCGAGCAUUCCUCCGAAGGAGCAGGAGGUGCUGAGAGAAGCUGGGGAGCCAUUGCUUGAUAAAGAAAAGGAACAAUGCAUCGACGUUCUAAAGAUUGUCAAGUCUCGUAUAAAUUCGCAACACGAAGACAUCUCGUCUCAUCUCUUGCUCUCGAUUUUCAAGAUCGCCGAAGUGGAUGUCGUGUACCCCGCUCCCCCCAGCUCGGCUGUCAGCCUCCGGCCAAUGAAAUACCUCUACAUGAUUAUCAUUGUUAUAACCUUUUUAUACCACAUUCAACAAUCUACUAAAACCCUAUCCGGUUUCACUCUCAUCAAUAAUAUCGUUAAUCGGGUCUCGACUUUGGUAAAUAAGCCAAACGGACCUUCUAGUCAACUAGAUGCUGUUUCAUAUAUUAAUACUUUUCUUUUUAAUAAUCUCAUUAAUUUUAUGAACGCAUUAAAUAAAUUUGAUGACGUCAUAGAUUUUUAUGUAGUAUCUGUUGUGAACGAAGAGCACGAUGCACGCGCUUUAGAAAACGCACAAAAUGAACAUAUCACAAAAACCUAUAUAAGUGUAUUAGACGUAAAUAGUUUUAAUGAAACGAAACAUAUCAUGAAUGCUGUGAGUAUUACAAUAUAUGAUGAUUUGAAUGAGCCCUUUGCUGGUGCGAUUAUACUUAAAUAUUUUUCUAGGGAUGUGUUUUAUAAAAUUGGAUGUUGUAGCGAAGAUCCUGAGAAGCUUGUCGAUGAAUUGUGUUUUGAAAAAAUCGCGUCCUCUUCUUGUGGGAUUAUAAAAUCCGUUAGCUUAGAACUAACUAUAGUAGUAGUAUGAAGACUGAGACGUUUAACUAAACAUAUCAUAGUGAUGUAUUUCGUUUUUAUUUUCGAUUUAGGACUGGUGCUUGUAGAUUGAUCUUAAAGGCUGGGUUUUGUAAAUAAGUGUAUUACGCCUUUUACACUGUUAAUAUUUCGUUUGUUGUCUCCGGUAGCGUAUUUAGCGUAAUCGAUUUUACCUCGGCUCUAAAUUAUUCAUCAAACCGGUUUUUGUGAGCACCUCUAUCCAAUAUAACUGUUUUGUAAUCAAACUUGUCACUUGAAUCAUUAUAUUCUUUAUUGAAUUUUAUAGCUGAGCGCCGAAAAAUAAUUUACUUUAGACAAAUUUAAGUGUAGUUAUUCGGCUAGUUCGAAUGUAGUUUUAACGCGCAUUUCGUUUAGAUCGAUGUAAGUAGCUGUUAUUAAAUGUGAAUGCACCAUUAGGAUGGAACACUUAGCAAAACUUUACACUGGAUCAAGAUUGUUUUAAACCCUAACAAUUUUCAUAAGCUUACAUCGGUUAAAAAAUAUCAGUGGAAAGGUGUUCCGUGCAAAUAUAUGAAUAAAUCAGAUUAAAUUUUCUUCUAUUUCUAAAUUUACCGGUGCCUCGGUGCUUAAUAUCUUUUUGUUCGUCCUUCCCUCAUUACUGAAGGUCGCGACCGCACGUAUGCAAGUAUUUCCAUGAAUAUCGAUCUGCUGCGAGGUGGACCACCUGUUGGAUGCAGCCUCCAACUGUACUAUUUGCCCUGCCCUUGGCUGGUUUCCCGUCCACUUAACCAAGAAUGAAAAGCUUUUCCAGACUACGUCUGGGAUAUCUACAGAGACAUAUAGACAUAAUAUAUCUAUAUAGGCAUAUAUACACGUAUGUGUAUAUAUUUAUACCUCUAAACAUCGUAUAGCAGUUUCUGGUACCGAUAGUAGAGAGAAACCCAGAUUUGGCGGCAGAUGGCUGUUUCAGCUUCUCCUUGACGUGUAGGUGAGCUCACGGGGCUCAAACCGGAGUGUAACUAACAGUGGCCCUAGGAAGAGAAGUGCUUCGCAGAAUCUACCACCGGAUCGGAAACGCGACCCACUGAGAAGAUCCGGAGAGGAACUCAUUGGGCUGUGUCCAUGGGUUAAUUUACUCGUCGAACCCUUCGUCGCAAGCGACGGGUUCGGCGUGGACGGUGACCGGUGCUUGAGGUACCUAAAAGCACCGUUAAUGGAUCGGGAGCAUCCGUAAUGACGUGUUUAGGGCAAGGGCUGUGGAUGAUUAGUCUCCGAUUAUACCUUAUUAUUUUUGUUUACAAAGCAGAAUCAGAAGUCAAACAAUUACCUUACCGUUGUAAAGUUUUGCUCCUGUGCUUCAAAACUUAUGAUAGACACCUAGAUAUUUCUGAGGACGUUACACAAUAAAUAUUAACAAAAUGUAAUGUAUUAAAAAUGGUAAAGUGGAAAGCUUUAAUUUGAUGUAGACAUAGAUUCUUGUGUUCCAAUGUUCGAAGUGUAGUAAUGUGAUUGUAUGACGCUCCGUCUAAGUACUUAGUGUGUUGGCGACGACAAAACAACUAAUAAUUAUCCUUUGGAUUCAUUAUCAUUGAAAUCGAAGGCAAACUAAUAAUCCCAUCCAUCAAAAUAUCUCCCAUCAAUCAAAGUAAUAUAUCAAGUUGAAUAUGUUUACAAAUAAAUUUGAUUUAAGUAGGUGAAUUAACCUAUGCUAAUGAGAAAUGUGAAUAUGUUUAUAUUUUUAUGAUUAUUUAUGCACAUUGACACACAUAUAAACAGAUAAACCCUUUUUUUAAUUAUAUACGAAUUGCACAGUGCUUAUAGUCAAAAAAACAUCCCUUAAUAUACUUAGUAGCCAUUCGUUAAUAAGAUAAAAGCGAUAUUGGUUAUCAAUCCCCUCAUAAGAACAGAUAAGAUUCCCCGAACUACCCCUUUCGUACCCCUACGUAAGAUUUUAAUUUAGUUUUUUUAAAUAAUUAACUGUCAUUUGGAAAAGAAUGAGGCCCACUAAUAACACGCAUCGUUUGUCAGUAAUCUACUAUAGUUUAAAUAAAUAGCUAAAUAUUUUCGUUAGACUGGUCCACGUACUGAACCAGACGUCAUCUCUUCACCUAACAACAAUAUAUCUAUACACCUAUACAUAUUAAUAAAAUUGGUGCGUCUGUUUUUAAUAUUGAAAUAGCCGCUUUGUACUACAUGCAUAUAAAUAUAUAUACGGUACAAACCCAAAUAACAUUUUUACAAUUUUUGUCUGUCUGUCUGUCUGUUUGUUCCGGCUAAUCUCUGGAACGGCUGGACCGAUUUUGACGGGACUUUCACUGACAGGUAGCUGAUGAUAUAAGGAGUAACUUAAGCUACUUCUUUUAGACUAGCUUCGCCCCGCGGCGUCACCCGCGGUACGACAAUAACCACGGGUAGCAUCGCAGGACUCAACUAUCAAUAAUAAAAUGUAAAGUUUCCGAAGCGAAGCGAGGGCAGGUCGCUAGUAAUAUAAUAUGAUACUAAGGUUUUUGAAUUAUUUAUUUAAAAUUUGUUCCAAAAAAGGGUGUAAAGAGCGAACUUAACGCCUUACGGCAAUCUCUGCCGGUAAACCAUAGGGUCGAAACACUAUUUAUAGGGUAAUACAUAUAGGAGCUUAAACUAGAAACGGAA
This is a messenger RNA of Bombyx mori (domestic silkworm), 6196 nucleotides long. RefSeq lists its product as uncharacterized. Gene Ontology annotation, cellular component: external side of plasma membrane; signaling receptor complex. Gene Ontology annotation, molecular function: signaling receptor activity. NCBI's taxonomy places the organism in Eukaryota, Metazoa, Arthropoda, Insecta, Lepidoptera, Bombycidae. Gene Ontology annotation, biological process: nervous system development. The transcript has 15 exons. The record is from RefSeq and is a predicted model, not a curated record. Bases 123 to 3578 code for a protein of 1151 amino acids.